Molecule: messenger RNA, 1413 nt
Organism: Zychaea mexicana
Lineage: Eukaryota; Fungi; Mucoromycota; Mucoromycetes; Mucorales; Lichtheimiaceae
Product: Inosine/uridine-preferring nucleoside hydrolase domain-containing protein
Exons: 7
Coding region: 109-1338 (409 amino acids)
Biological process (GO): purine nucleoside catabolic process
Cellular component (GO): cytosol
Molecular function (GO): purine nucleosidase activity
Source: RefSeq, a predicted model, not a curated record
GCAAAUCUAUGUUCGGGUUGCCACGAUAGAAAUUUCCAAGGUAACCUAUUUUCACCGGGUCAAAUCGGUUACUUUAUUUUUAUUACAAGUAUACCUUCAAGACCUACUAUGCCUGAGCCUAUCAUUGUUGAUACAGAUCCGGGUGUAGACGAUGUACUUGCGCUCAUUUUCUUACUCUUAUCGCCUGAAGUCCACAUCCGUGCCAUUACAUUGACCCAUGGCAACACCAGUUUGACGCACAUUAAGCGAAAUGCAGUUACUCUUUUACAUGUCAUGCAGAAGCAUCGAGAGUUAGCGGGCUUGACUGUUCCUUUGGAGGAGUUGCCUGUAUUGGCAGUAGGCAGCGAGUUGCCAUUGAACUCAAAGAGCAUCUUUGCAACCUACUUUCAUAACACUGAUGGAUUGGGCGGUAUAUACGACGCAGGGAAGUACGCUGCUCCUGCGGAUUGGGAGGACCAGAUAUUGCACAAAGCUGCCGAGGACGCUGAUCCGUGCCACCAUCGAGCGUUCAGGACAACGGAAAGGGAUGCUGCUGAUGAAAUUCUAUAUCAGCUCAAGCAAGCCCCGCCAUUGACUGUCAGCAUCUUGGCUGUGGGUCCUUUAACGAAUGUUGCUUUGGCAUAUCAACGAGAUCCCGUAACCCUUAGUCGAGCCAAGCGUAUCGUGAUAAUGGGAGGGGCUGUUGAUUGCCCAGGCAAUGUGACCCCAAUGGCUGAAUUCAAUUUUCGCGCUGAUCCUGAUGCUGCAGAUAUUGUUUUAGGCGCCUCAAAAGGAUUCCGCCAUACUCCUGAGGGCUAUCGUGAACGCGUCGAACUCGUCGCUCAAGGGAAACAGGCACCUAGUCAUGUUGUUGUUCUUCCAUUAAAGGGUGCCGAAGAUGGUAACAUUUACCGCAAAGAUUAUGAACGCCAUGUGGUCCCACUCAAAAAUCCACUUGGCGUAUUCUGCAAUGCCUUUCUCGAAUGGACAUUUGAUGUAUGCAAGCGCCUCUUUGAUUCGGAUAGUCUAUCAGUUUAUGAUGCAUUCACCGGUUUGUUGCUAUUGGACUUGAUUCCAGAUAAGGGUGAUGGUUGUCCAGCAGAAACGACGACGACAAAGUCAACCCUUGACAAGCAUUGGGAGUAUCAGUAUUGUGAUCUACGCGUAGAGACGUCUGGACAAUACACUCUGGGAAUGUCAUGUUACGAUAAGCGAGCAUGGCAUCAAGAUAAGCCGUCGUGGAAUGAUGCUCCUAAUCACGUCCAAGUGAUUACCCGUGGAGACGGUGCACGGUUUAAUCGCAUGAUUUUGAACCGUGUAUUUGAUGCUGGUAUUAAAGAGUCAUCAGGAGAGCAAUGAAGUUUGGACCGUUUUCUAUCGUCAAUUAGAGUCAAUAAAGAACAACUACGGAGACUAUCAUUAUUCUUAAUUUAC